Erinaceus europaeus (western European hedgehog) is the source of this 639-nucleotide messenger RNA. It is a transcript of the gene CKS2, whose product is annotated as CDC28 protein kinase regulatory subunit 2. The transcript is spliced from 3 exons. Gene Ontology annotation, molecular function: ubiquitin binding; protein kinase binding; histone binding. Lineage: Eukaryota; Metazoa; Chordata; Mammalia; Eulipotyphla; Erinaceidae. Bases 109 to 348 code for a protein of 79 amino acids. Gene Ontology annotation, biological process: regulation of mitotic cell cycle. Gene Ontology annotation, cellular component: SCF ubiquitin ligase complex; cyclin-dependent protein kinase holoenzyme complex. The record is from RefSeq and is a predicted model, not a curated record.
AACGGGCAACGUUGGAACGGGAGUCGGUUGGUCUCAGUCGAGUCGGUUGCUCUGUGGUGACGUGGUGUGUGUCCCUUUGCUCCUUCCCUUCUGCCGCUCCGCCGCAGAAUGGCCCACAAACAGAUCUACUAUUCGGAUAAGUACUUCGACGAGCACUACGAGUAUCGGCAUGUUAUGUUGCCCAGAGAACUUUCCAAACAAGUACCCAAAACCCAUCUGAUGUCUGAAGAGGAGUGGAGGAGACUUGGCGUCCAGCAGAGUCUAGGCUGGGUUCACUACAUGAUUCACGAACCAGAACCACAUAUUCUUCUCUUCAGGCGACCUCUUCCAAAAGAUCAACAAAAAUGAAGUAUAGGAGACAAUCAGUUAAAUCUUUUCCAAAUUUAAUGUAUAUGUGUAUAUAAGGUAGUAUUCAGUGAAUACUUGAGAAAAUUGUACAAAUUGUUCAUCCAUACCUGCGCAUGAGCUGUAUUCUUCACAGCAACAGAGCUCAGUUAAAUGCAACUGCAAGUAGUUCCUGCAAGAUGUUUAAAACAAAAUUUCUUCUAGUCUGUUUUUCUCUCUUAAUAUUUAGUACCUGUUUGACUUUACCUGUUAUGUUUUGUUAAAUAAAGUUUGUAUGUUGCAUUUAUCAUCAAA